AUGUCCUGCCCAGACAGCUUCUUCUCGUCGACUCUCCACAAGGCUGCAGCAGCCACCGCGAUCCCGCUUGCAUUCCUGCGCAGCAAUACCUAUCCAGUCCUUCCUGGAGCGCUGCGAGACCCCCUGAACUCGUUUCAAAAUGAUCUCAAGCACUAUGACGACGAUAUAAAGGCUGUACGCACUAUCCUCGCGCGGCUCACGCAGGAGCGGGAAGCGCUGGCGCUCGUCACAGCUCCGUGGGCAGCCGUGUUUGCACCCAUCCGAAAACUCCCGAACGAGCUGCUGCUGCUCAUCCUGCACAACGCGGUGGGUGACAACGACACCGAAGGCAUCUACGACGAUGGCACGUGCAGUCGGUCGAUGGCGGUGCUUUCUCACACGGCGUGGCGCGGACUUGGCGCGGUUUGUCGGCAUUGGCUGGAUGUUAUCAAAAGCACGCCGUCCAUCUGGGCGAACGUGAAUGUGAUUGGGCUCGACUACAUGAGCGACUUUCAUGCCGAGAAGGUGCUGCGCCGGGCAAUGGCUCGCACGAAGGGGAUGCCGCUCCGCAUUAGCUUAGCAAUGCCACAGAGACUGGAGGAUACAACCGCGGUGCUCGUGCAGCAAGCAGAACGGUGGAAAGUGCUCACACUCUGGGCAGGCUAUGAUGAACUGAAGGAGCUGAUUCAACACAUCCCAGGGCGGCUCCUGGUGCUGGAAUCACUCGAUGUGCGACUUCUCAGCAGAAAGUAUGGAAGCGAUAGUAACCCGUGGGAGGACGAAAAGUGGACGCUGUUUGAAGAGGCACCGGCACUUCGACACCUGACCUUCCCAGACUUUCCGCCAUGCGUACCUUGGUCACAACUCGUCAAUGUCCAUAUGGUUUGUACACGGUUCGUGUACAACAACUUGGCAUUCCUCAAAAACUGUGCCCCGCACUGUUGUGUGAAGAUUUCUGGCGUCAGGGAAUCUAGUGUUGUCCCCAAGGUCUUCCCAUGGCAGACAGCACCACCGCCUCCUAUGCCUCCUGUUCAGGCAGACAUCGCUGGCUUGCACUUGAGCAUGAUGGGUGACAGGAGGCCUGGUAUCCCCGGGGUCCUUGGCCCGAUGCUCGGGUUUCUGGACCUCCCCCGGCUGAAAAGCCUCACCCUCGAGCGGUCUAAUACUGGGAACUCAUCCAAUGUACUUUGGGACACCAACGCGUUCGCGGCAUUUGCGCGCCGCUCACCACAUGUGACCGCGCUGCACCUGCGCAACAUGUCAAUCGACGUGCCACAGCUGUGCGAGGCCCUCCGCCUGAUGCCGCUCAUCGAGAUGCUCGACAUUGCGCUGCCUCUGCACUACGAGUCCCUCAUUGUGAAGGAAGUGCUGCGUUCGAUUGGCGAGGCGGAGAAGGGGCUCGUCCCGUGGCUGACUCGCUUUGCCUGGGAAGCCACCCAGCACUUCCCGGUCCCGCUGCUCGCCGAGCUCGCUAGCGCACGUGCACGCAAGAAUACGGAGGAUGGCCGGCGCGACGCAAAGACAGGGCAUGCGUUCGUGCUCCGGGUGGACUUCGACUAUCUGUCUAGCUGGGAUACACCUAAGCGAGAUGAAGUGAAGAAUUUAAGUAGACUUGUUGCGCCAUCUGUUGCCAACCAUGGCUUGCAGCUUACUACGACCGGUCUGUAUUAG
Molecule: messenger RNA, 1650 nt
Organism: Mycena indigotica
Lineage: Eukaryota; Fungi; Basidiomycota; Agaricomycetes; Agaricales; Mycenaceae
Product: F-box domain-containing protein
Exons: 1
Coding region: 1-1650 (549 amino acids)
Source: RefSeq, a predicted model, not a curated record